This is a messenger RNA of Callorhinus ursinus (northern fur seal), 2703 nucleotides long. Lineage: Eukaryota; Metazoa; Chordata; Mammalia; Carnivora; Otariidae. The record is from RefSeq and is a predicted model, not a curated record.
ACUGGCUUCCGUGGCCCCUCCAUGUUCAGGGCCUGCGUGGCAGCUGUGGAAGUAGCCCUGUGGACGUGGGUCACACCACCGGUUGCCACCACUUGUCUAUUCAUUAUUCCCUUUAUGAUGUGCCGACACACAGCCCCCUAUCCAGGUGCGGUCCCAGAGAUGGGCGGUCACACUGUGCACGGACCACAUGCCAUGCGUGUCUUAGCUCUGUGGCUCUGAGUGCAGCAUUCAGGGACCCUUCACGGGAGCAUGACCACUUAGAGAUUUGUGUGUAAAACAGAUACACACAAUCACGUAUCUAGGUACAUAUAUGCCACACAUACACAUUUAUAUACACACACAUCUUAACAUGCAUGCACCCCCACACACAUAUACGGGUUUAUCACAAGGACUUGCCUUACAGAAUGAUAGGGGCUGACUAAGCAAAUCCCAUACCUGUAGGGCAGACCGUCAGGAAGGGUAGAUCAGGAGCAGGGUGGAACCCCUCGGGCAUGGUUGAAGUUGUCGUCCACAGCCAGGGGUCAAUACGCCCUCCACCUUUCUCUGUUUCUCUCUCAGGAAAGCUGCAGCUCUCCCCAGAGGACUCUCAACUGAUUAAGCCAGGCCCACCCAGCGUAAUCUCCCUAAUUUAAAUCAGCUAAUUAGGGAUUUUAGUUAUAUCUGCAGAAUCCCUCCAUGGCAGUAGCAAAAUGACAAUUUGAUUCGAUCAUGGAGGACUAGAGCUCAGACUAACCACGUGGACACAUCAAAAAGCCAGGAAACAGUAACCCAGCCUAGUGAGGAGACAAGACUCACUACCACCCCGUCGCUGUCCCAGGCAGGCUGAAGCAGGCUCACGUCACUUGCAGUAACUAAGGAAAUACACAGAAAAGAUGCAAUAGAUCUUUGUAUUAAAGGAGAGCAUGUCUCUUUCUUACACUAUCAAUAUAUCAGUAAAACUACCUAAAAUAUCAGUAAGACUACCUAAAAAUAAAGAACUAUCAUCAAAGGAAAUAACAAACUGGGAAUAACUAUUGGUCCUGAUGCUACACAUGCAAGGUUAAGAUCUUUAAUAUAUAAAGAAAUUCUAUUAAGUCUGUAAAAGUUUUAACUAACAGGCAAAUGGCAGAGGAUGUCAUUAGGUAGUUUGUAGUAAAGCAGAUACAAAUAGGAGAAACGUAGGAAAACAUAAAAAUAGGAAGAGCUGCUCCAUUCCAUAAUAAGAGAGAUGCAAGUGAAAACUAGGUGCGCUGUUAUGUCCACCUGUGAAGUGGACCCAAGUAAAAAGCAACAGGAUGUGCAGCAAGGGUGUGGUGAGUAAGUCCUCCCACGCUUUGCUGGAGAAGUGUGAGAUGAUGCAGCCUCGGAAGAAGGCAAGUUCACAGCAUCCAUCCAAAGUAAACUUCUCAACUGCAAUUUCGUUUCUAGUCCUCCACAUCCACAGGGAGCCGGCCUGAGAACUCCGUGACCUUCAAUCCUUACGAGCCAGACCGGGGGCCCUGGCCCACGGACAGAGAUGCCCAGAGAGAAGCCAUGCCCAUGGACACCGAAGUGUACGAAAGCCCCUACGCUGACCCGGAGGAGAUCAGGCCCAAGGAGGUCUACCUAGACCGCAAGCUGCUGACCCUGGAGGACAAUGAGCUGGGCUCUGGCAACUUCGGGACCGUGAAGAAGGGCUACUACCAGAUGAAAAAAGUUGUGAAGACAGUGGCUGUGAAGAUUCUGAAGAACGAGGCUAAUGACCCGGCUCUUAAAGAUGAGUUAUUAGCAGAAGCGAACGUCAUGCAGCAGCUCGAUAACCCUUACAUCGUGCGCAUGAUCGGGAUAUGUGAAGCCGAGUCCUGGAUGCUGGUUAUGGAAAUGGCAGAACUGGGUCCACUCAAUAAAUAUUUACAGCAGAACAGGCACGUUAAGGAUAAGAACAUCAUAGAGCUGGUUCAUCAGGUUUCUAUGGGAAUGAAAUAUCUGGAGGAGUGCAAUUUUGUGCACAGAGAUCUGGCUGCAAGAAAUGUAUUGCUGGUCACUCAACAUUAUGCCAAGAUUAGUGAUUUCGGACUUUCCAAAGCACUUCGUGCUGACGAAAACUACUAUAAGGCCCAGACCCACGGGAAGUGGCCGGUGAAGUGGUACGCUCCAGAGUGCAUCAACUACUACAAGUUCUCCAGCAAGAGCGACGUCUGGAGCUUUGGGGUGUUGAUGUGGGAGGCGUUCUCCUACGGGCAGAAGCCCUAUCGGGGCAUGAAAGGCAGUGAAGUUUCGGCUAUGCUGGAGAAAGGAGAGAGGAUGGGGUGCCCCACCGGGUGUCCAAGGGAGAUGUACGAGCUGAUGAAGCUGUGCUGGACGUAUGAGGUGGAGAAGAGACCCGGCUUCGAAAACGUGGAGCUGCGGCUGCGCAACUACUACUACGACGUGGUGAACUAAGGGCCCCACGCCCUGCGCCGCUGCCGGGGGCAGGGGAGCGGUCACAGCAGAGCCCGCCCAACGCAGGGAUUUCGAGAGCGUCCACCUCUCUCUCUGCCGUCGGGAGAGGCCAGCCUCGUGCGGGACACGACCGUCGUCCCCAAAGCCUGCCCCGGAGCACGCCCUCCGCAGAGCACACCCUCCCCGAGGAGCCCGGGAAGAAAGACGGCAGGACCGGAGGGGGCCCGUGGAUUCCUUUGUGUUUCUCGCCUGUGCGGUUUGCAGGACAGGUUCCAACGAGGAUCCAUGUGGGCAUCCGAAUCU